CCUCGUCUGCACACAGGCGUGGUUUUUAGCGCAGGUGGCUUUUUGUGCUUUUGCGGACAUCAGCUCUUCUCAUUUUGCGCCAAAAUGCCCAAGUGCCCGAAAUGCGGCAAGGAGGUCUACUUCGCCGAGAAGGUGACAUCUCUUGGGAAGGACUGGCAUCGACCCUGUCUGAAGUGUGAGAAGUGUGGAAAGACCCUGUCCUCAGGGUCACAUGCAGAGCACGAGGGCAAACCGUACUGUCAUAAACCCUGCUACGCCGCCAUGUUUGGACCAAAAGGAUUUGGUCGCGGUGGAACUGAGAGCCACACUUAUAAAUAAACCCAGGCUGAACUCGUGUCAAAAACUGCACCAAAGUCAAUGGAAGUGGUCGUAACGUCACCAGUUUAAUUUUUAAUGCCUUAUUUUGACAUGGACUGUAUCAAUAAACACUU
Messenger RNA from Periophthalmus magnuspinnatus, 431 nucleotides. It is a transcript of the gene crip1, whose product is annotated as cysteine-rich protein 1. The transcript has 5 exons. The record is from RefSeq and is a predicted model, not a curated record. Gene Ontology annotation, molecular function: zinc ion binding. Bases 85 to 318 code for a protein of 77 amino acids. Gene Ontology annotation, biological process: regulation of gene expression; intrinsic apoptotic signaling pathway in response to DNA damage. Lineage: Eukaryota; Metazoa; Chordata; Actinopteri; Gobiiformes; Gobiidae.